This is a messenger RNA of Cuscuta campestris, 1624 nucleotides long. The record is from the annotation of a GenBank genome assembly. Lineage: Eukaryota; Viridiplantae; Streptophyta; Magnoliopsida; Solanales; Convolvulaceae.
CAAGAAUUUGGUGAUGAAUCACGAAGCGGCGAAUGGAUUCCGGCGUAGCUUUCCGGCGAAUUUUCUUCCCGGGCGAACUCCGUCGUUUCUCCCUGGAUGCCUGGUUCGGCGGAAGGAGCUAAGAGGAUGAUGAAUUUUACGGAGCAGCGUAAGGGGUUCAUCUGGACUGAAGAGUGUCAGCGGUCCAUCGAAGGGUUGAAGGCGUAUCUCCUCUCACCACUGGUGCUUUUGAAGCCGGAGCAUGGGGAGACUUUGUACCUAUAUUUGGGAAUCUCUCCUCAGGCUGUGAGCUCAGUGCUGGUGAGAGAAGAGGAGGGCACGCAGAGACCUGUGUACUAUGUGGCCCAAAGCCCAAUCGGAGCCCUCACCCGGAGUCCCAACGCCCCGUCGCAAGAGAAUUUGAAGCGAAAGAUGAACGAAGGAAGAAAUAAGGGACGCCGUACUAGAGCUACUCAAGGCAUUCGGAGCAUACCGGAUGUAGCAGGUCCCCGGGAGGAAAACGCUGAGGCAGACAUCCUCUCAAAACCUGGCCCAGAUUCCCUGGAACAUAUUAAGGCAAUGACGCAAGAAAAGGAAUUAUUUGUACCAAGCAUCAGCCCCGGACAACUCUUAGUCAUCACAGCCAAGGAGCCAGAUUGGAUUGAUGAGUUGACCAUCUAUAUCCUUGAGGGGUUAGUACCAACGGACCCCGUCACGGCUAGGGUCGUUAAGCGAUGUGCACCUAGCUGCACGCUGGAUUGCGGAAGGCUGUACAAGUGAUCAUACAAUGGUCUCUUGCUUUUUUUCCGUUAGCUAAUUGACGGAAGUCACGGAACUGCUGUCCACCACACACUACCUCCUCCACCGCCCUAACUUCUCCUCUUAUCUCAUCUAUAUUUAUUCCAAAAUCUAAACUCCAUGUCAAAUUCUCAGUUCUCACCUCUCCCUGCCGUUUUGCCGACGAUGUAAAUUCAUGGCUCAUUGGACUACACUUUUUUCUUUUGUUUCUAUAUCGGUAUUUUAGAGAUCUUCAACAGUGAAGUAUCUAAAAAUUUGGCUUCCUUCAAUAGCGAGCUUUUUGGAAUUUUUCGCUUAUUCUGUGUCAUCUUCGACCUCCGGGAUAUAUACCAACCAUUACAACCAAGGAUCUUGUACUUCAAUGACACUGUUAUGGCACUCUUAAAUAAGAGGCUCUUCAAGUCAUUUUUUUCUGGCCUAACAACUUUAACUUUUAAAAUAUGUAUGUGGUCUGGGAAACAUAUCUCUUAUCAACAAAUUAUAUCCAAAUUUGAAACCCAAUCUCACAGUGAUUACCAAUGCAGGUGAAAAAAAUACUUUUAGAAGUAAUAAAAUGUCUGGAAUGCUCCUCUUCUAUCUAAACAUGGAGGCCUGUCGUACUAAGCAAGUCUUUUGGGCAAGAAUAAGUAAGAAAAACCAUUAAAUAAUUUCCUAAGGUAUCCUUUUAGGAGUUUUUUGCUUAAGCAUUUGACUAAAAGCUUCAUAUCACUUUGACAAUGUGGGACACUUUCGCAUCAGUCCAAGGCUGCGAAAUUGAGAAGUGCAAGUAAUCACUUCAAUUUUUGUAAAUCAAUCCCUAUGUUAGAACUCUUAAGUUAGCCAAAUAUCAUAAAUGAAGUGUAGGUGA